Messenger RNA from Capsaspora owczarzaki ATCC 30864, 851 nucleotides. RefSeq names its product thioredoxin-like protein 4A. Gene Ontology annotation, cellular component: U5 snRNP; U4/U6 x U5 tri-snRNP complex; spliceosomal complex. The transcript has a single exon. The record is from RefSeq and is a predicted model, not a curated record. Gene Ontology annotation, biological process: mRNA splicing, via spliceosome. The coding region runs from base 123 to 551 and encodes 142 amino acids. NCBI's taxonomy places the organism in Eukaryota, Filasterea, Ministeriida, Capsasporidae.
GUUUGAUUCUUCCCCAUUCGCCACUUCCCCUGCUUCUUCACCACCAUCUCAGCUCGGCCUUGACCUCUCCGUUGGUUUUUGAACUCUGAACAGCAUCCACAUACACACAUACACUUGCAGCCAUGAGUUACAUGCUCCCUCACUUGACGAAUGGCUGGCAAGUCGACCAGGCCAUCCUGUCUGAGGAGGAUCGCGUCGUCGUCAUCCGGUUUGGGCACGACUGGGACCCGACGUGCAUGCUGCAGGAUGAGAUUCUGUACAGCAUUGCUGAGAAGAUCAAGAACUUUGCCGUCAUCUACGUGGUCGAUCUGACUGAGGUGCCCGACUUUUGCCAAAUGUACGAGCUGUACGAUCCAUGCACGGUCAUGUUCUUCUUCCGCAACAAGCACAUGAUGGUGGAUCUCGGCACGGGCAACAACAACAAGGUCACCUGGGCCUUCGAGGACAAGCAGGACAUGAUUGAUCUCAUCGAGGUUGUCUACCGAGGCGCAAAGAAGGGCCGCGGUCUCGUCAUCUCCCCGCGCGACUGGAGCACCAAGCUCAAGUACUAACCGCGCAAUGGGAUGUCAGUGGGGAUGCUCCAAGCCGUGUUGUCCAUGGAUGGACGAAGCGAGAGAGAGAGAGAGAGAGAAGGCCUCACGCUGGUUAAGUUUUGACGUUCAGCCAACGUUGUUCCAGCAAAACCAAAAGCUCGUGUUGGCGAUCGGUCUAAUAUUUGGCAAUGUGGCAAUGCCGAAUGUUUGUUGUAUGUGUUUGUGGUGGUUUGUGUUUGUAUGUUUGUUUGUACUUGUAAACGUAUCUUAUGCAGUUGAGGACUCGGGGGAAAAAAAAAAAAACCAGGAAACUUUGGA